This is a messenger RNA of Melitaea cinxia (Glanville fritillary), 1494 nucleotides long. RefSeq lists its product as uncharacterized. Bases 262 to 1020 code for a protein of 252 amino acids. Lineage: Eukaryota; Metazoa; Arthropoda; Insecta; Lepidoptera; Nymphalidae. The transcript has 5 exons. The record is from RefSeq and is a predicted model, not a curated record.
UGUACGUACUUUCAAGUACCCAGGUACUUUUGGCGGUCUUUCUUCAUUCAUUCUUCAACAAACAGUUCGACUUUAGCAUUGCAGGGGAGAGGUUGUUAUUAAAUGUAGCAAAGUUCCGUAUUUAAACACGUAAAGUGAAAGAUUUGCGAACAUUGAUAGCAGUGUAAUAAUAAAUAAUAAUAUUAUUAAAAGAAAAAGCCUUAAACUGUGAAGGUGUUCUUUGAUAUCAUUUAUUUUAUUAAUUAAAAUUCUGUGGUUAUAAUGCAUAGAAAAGUAGUAGUUAUUGGUUUUGCUAUCGUCUUAGUUUUAAGUGUAGGAGAUGCACUCAAAGAAAAUUGUAACAAGGAAGAAGACUUGCUACAACGAUGUUCAAUGGCGUUACCAGUUCUGAGUUCACCUGAAAUCUCAUUUGCUUUGACAAGGGAAGAGUUGGACAAGAGUUGCGUCGAAUUGAGAGUUGGUAUAAAGUGCAUCGAUAACUACACAGAAGUUUGUAUGAAGAAGAGUGAACAGGUUAUGUUUAGGAGGAUAUACGCGGGAAUAACUGAUGUGGUCCAAGAACUUUGUACGAGAGGAAAGUAUCAAGAUGAGUACCUCAGACAUGCAGACUGUGUGAAGAAUGUCAGGUCGGAGUAUGAGGUCUGCAGUAAGAAAUACGAAGUGACGCUGACUACCCUCAGCAAUCACCAGAAGAAGGACCGAUAUCACACCGAUGAUACGAAUGUCGCAACAAAUCACGAAGAUUACUUGAGGACGGUUUGUUGUUCAUUCCAAGAGUACUUGAUGUGUUCGGAGCAGACGGUCCAGAGAUCGUGCGGAGACGACGCGGCUUUGUUUACCAGUGCAUUCCUCAAGCGAAUGGCUUCUAAUAUUAUUAAGAGCUUUUGCCUCGAAUACCGAGGCCAGGAAUGCGGCCUAACAGAUAAAGCGACGACAUUGGAUCAAAGUUCGCUAAUAAUUCCCCUAACGCUUUUAGCUUCUCUAUAUCCAUAUAUAACUGGCAACUUAGUUCCAACGUAAAACUUCCUUGCUGGGAACAAAGAAAUCGAUUUUUAAAAUUAGAACACUAAGGUAGGAGCGUGGAUUGCCAGUAAUUAGUGUGGAAGAAGUUUGUUACGAGCUACAAUGAUGCAACGUUCAGUGAACUGUAAAUAAUUAAUGUAGGUAGAUUGUUUCAGUUCCUCGGUUAAAGGCGAAACUGAAGUUUGUGUAUUAAUUUAUUCGAAACAUAACUGGUGAAGCCGGGGUUGUUCUUAGGAGUACCUACUUUAUUUUGAUGGAGUUAAUACUAUAAUGUAAAGGAAAGUGUACAAUGUUCUAAUUAAAAGUUGUUAAUCUCAUUUUAUAACUUCGGUUACCUAUUCGAAUAUUACCAACUUUGUAAAUAGAAAUAUUUUAUUGAAAGCGCGCAUAAUAGCGCCGAUUCAAAUUAUGUUCUGUAAAAACUUAUUUUCAUUUUGUUGUAGAUUUUAGUACAUUGUUUGGUUUACAACU